Molecule: messenger RNA, 2019 nt
Organism: Bursaphelenchus okinawaensis
Lineage: Eukaryota; Metazoa; Nematoda; Chromadorea; Rhabditida; Aphelenchoididae
Source: the annotation of a GenBank genome assembly
AUGUUUAAAAUCAACCCGGUGGCAAUUAAGAAUUUCACCAAAUUCAUUUCGAUUCGCUCAAUUUCCGGCAGAAGAUUGAUAUACGAAGGCUACGGUGAUCCAUCCGAUGUUGUAAAACUGGAAAACUUUGAAUUACCAAGCGAACUAAAGGCUGAUCAGGUACAAAUCAAAUGGAACGCGGCACCGGUGAACCCGGCUGAUAUCAAUCAACUUCAAGGUGUAUAUCCAGUGAAACCAAAAUUGCCAGCUAUUGGAGGAAACGAAGGGUGUGCUACUGUGGAAAAGGUGGGGAUUUUAUAAUAGGUUUCUGCAGUUGCUGUGUAUUAAUAUUGGUGUUUUUGCAUUGUGCAAAGUUUGAUUAUUUGCACGGUGCAAGUUUUUUGAUUGGGGAUAACUUUUUUAAAAGAGGCCAUAUUGUUUUUAAAAUUUGUAUAGAGGGUUAUUAUGACUUUAGGAAUAUUAUUUACAAUUUUAUUUUUUAAAUUAAAAAAAUAAAAAAUUUUGUGAUUAGGCGAGUUAGACUGCACUGUGCAAUAUUUAUGUUUCUUGCACAGUGCAGCCUCUUUUAUUUUUCUUUGCACUGUGCAGUUGGAAAUGGCUUUUAAAAACAAAAAAAAAGAGUUAAAAAACUUAUUUUUUCUUUAUUCUUUGCUACAAUUUUAAAAACUUUUAAAAUUUAAGGUAGGAUCAAGCGUCACCUCCUUAAAGCCAGGAGAUCUUGUGAUACCAGUUCAGUCAGGUCUUGGAACCUGGACUACUCAUUCAGUUCAUGACGAAAACAGCUUAUUCUCAUUGAAUUCAAACUUGGACAAGAUUCAUGCUUCUGUUUUCCAAGUCAAUCCGCCUACAGCUUAUCGUAUGCUUCAUGACUUUGUCAGCCUCAACAAAGGAGAUACUGUAAUUCAGAAUGGCGCCAAUUCUGCUGUUGGACGGUUUGCUAUACAGGUAAGUGGUUUUAUAAUAUGUUGUGUAAAGUGGAGGUUUUUGGUUUGGAGGCUUGUAAAGAAAGUUCUUGUUGUUUUAGUUUUUGUAAAGAAGUUAUUGCCAUUUUUUGAUUUGUAAAGAAAUUUGCCAUUCCUAAUCAAAUUUUUAUAGUUAUGUCGUAUUUUUGGUUGGAAAUCAAUAAAUAUUAUCCGGGACCGACCAGGUGCUGAUAAGUUAAAGAAGGAAUUGGAAGGUCUGGGAGCUGAUGCUGUCUAUACUGAAGAAGAGGUAUGUCUUUGAUAUUUUUUAAAUAUUUUAUGUGGUUCUUGAGUUUAAAAAGGGUUUUUUAAUAAUGUUAAAUGAAUUUUGAUACCUAAAAUAUUUUGGUUAUGAUUUUAAAAAGUCUUGUCGUUUUUUGCUUUGAAAAUCCUAAUAAAAUGACUACAAGACUUUUAGAAGCCUUAUUAUGACUGGAAAGAGAGUUUUUGAAUAUAUAGUCUUUGGUACUAUUUUUAAUGCUUACUUUUAGCCUUAGUACUAUUUAGCAUAAAGGUACUAUUUAGUACCAAAAGUACUGUUCAAUACCGAACGUGCAAUUUAGUACCAAAAUUUAUUAUUUCGUGUUAAAAGUACUAUUUAGUACUAAAGAUACUAUUUAGUACCAAAAAUAGUAUUUAAAGAUUGCUUUUGAAGUAUCAAACUCAAAAUUUUUAGUUUGCCAAAAAGGUCCGUGACAUAACCAACGUCCGGCUGGCACUAAACUGUGUCGGAGGCAAGUCUUCCUUCCAACUCUGUCGCACCCUAACCGACCAAGGCUGUAUGGUAACAUACGGUGGCAUGUCGAAACAACCAACUCAGACCCCAACAGGGCCACUCAUCUUCAAAGACAUUAGCCUCCGAGGCUUCUGGAUGUCACAUUGGUAUACGGUAACAGCGAAUCUGGACGAACGUCGACGAAUGUACGACAAAUUGGCACAGUUAUUCAUCGAUGGAGAGCUGAAGCCGGCUCCAUAUAAGGAAUACCCGUUGGAAGAGUACAAGAAAGUGUUGGAGAUUGGUCUUCAAGCUAAAGAAAAGGCCAUUUUCGUAUUUUAG